AGGACGGGGGAGAAGUAAAGAAAGCAAAUGUAAUUAUAGACACAUUAAAAUUGUGUGUUUGUAACGAAGAGACUAGUAUAGUUCACAUUUGAUGUUCUGAUUUAAUUUAAUUCAUGCAUUGUAUUCAAGCUAAUAAUUUUGUGCUAGUCUGUAUGAGAAAAACUACGUUUGCCGUAGUUAAGAAUAGACUUCUACGGAACAGUGAGAGCACGAAGAGUUAAAAUCAGGAAAUUUGGUCUGCUUUCUGUAUUGCGACGUAUUACAAAUCUCUGGUUUCAGUAAGGUGUUCGAUACAGACUGAUUUUCAUACUGUGUAUAAGUACAAAUUUAUCAUUAAUAUUUUUCGUGUCAGUACAUGGUCAUCAGUAAAUUAGAACCUAAUAGGUAAUUGUAAUGCCGCUUGUAAAAUUGCCGUGGAAAAGUAACACAGUCGUACGACAGGAAAAAUGGAACUUUUCAGGUUCGGUAAUGGUAAUGCAUAGAGUGUGCGACGAUUUGUUUUCAUCUCUCCACCAGAGUAGCGCUGAGGGUUGUAAUGAUACACAACUUCCAUUAAAAUGAACGUGAAUUAAUAAGUGGGCAUGGGUUCUGAUCAACAGUUCUGUCUGCGAUGGCACAAUUACCAGAGUAACCUUCUUGCAACAUUACCGCAGUUCUUGGACAGUGACAAUCUGACUGAUGUCACAUUAUCAGCUGGUGGACGAAGUAUUCGAGCACACAAGGUUGUCUUGUCUGCUUGUAGUCAGUAUUUUAACGAGCUUUUCAAGGUGCUGCAUCCAAUACAACACCCUGUUGUAGUUAUACCAGGGACAACAUUUUCAGAUCUGUGUGCACUUGUAACAUUCAUGUAUAGUGGAGAAGUUAACAUAUAUCAGGAACAGCUUCAGGGUCUCUUAAGCAUGGCAGAUGCCAUGCAGAUCAGAGGACUAGCUGAAGUCAGUGGGGGUGGAAAAAAUACUGUUCCAAGAAAGGAAAAUUGUGGACAAAUGAAACGUUCGAGGUUGUCUAUGCAGACACCUGGAGGGACAGACAUUAUGAAUGCAGAAGGAAGUAGUGACCAGUGUGGACUACAGCCCUUGCAGGCAGAACCUGUUGCUAACAAUUCACAAUAUCAGAAGGGCAGAAAUGACAGUAAGUGUGGAUUCCCCAGCAGGCGAACAUUGACAGCCCAGCACUCUAAAGAUGAUGCAAGUAUACAGCACAGUAGUGGAAUAAAGCAUGAAUUAGGGAAUUGCAAGGCAGCCACUGAUACAUUGGAGCAUUUUUCUGAGUUACAGACACCUGAGUAUACAAGUAGCUCAGCAUCUCUCAAUGACAAAGACGGGGCAAGCUAUGCUAAGGACAAGACAUCAUCUGCAAUUCCAAGUCUUAGUUCUGUACAAGAGUCAAUGUCUCAAAUUAAGGUUGAGACUGAAAUGGACACCAGUGAGAUGAAUAACACUCAGGAAACGCUGGAUGUUUUUGUAGAAUCUGAUUACAAAUCAUCAGCGAGAGUUUCUCACUCCAGUAGCGCUAAUGAAAAACAUCAGUUGUACAGUAAUGAAAUGGAUGUUAUAUUGGGGCAACAGUCCCCUCCUUCAGAUGACUCUGGUGGAAGUGUCUGUAACACAGACAGAAUGCAACAUAGUUCAAACACAGCUUUAACCAGUUUGAAACUGAAAGCUUCAUCUGGCCAAUUUAGUAAAUUCUAUCUCCCAAAUCCCACUACAAGCAACACUAGCAAGCUAUAUGCCACAUGCUUUGUUUGUGGUAAACAGCUAAGCAAUCAGUAUAAUUUGCGCGUCCAUCUGGAAACACAUCAGAAUGUUAAUUAUGCAUGUAGUGUUUGUAGUCAUAUAUCCAGGUCUCGAGAUGCUCUGAGAAAGCAUGUAUCUUAUAGGCACCCUGGUGAAGCUCGGGAAAAAGUAGGUUUUGGGGGUCUUAUAAAAGAUGCUCGUAUUUCUGGAGGAAGUGCUUCAAGCACAUCAAAGAAAUCUAAAAUAACAGAUAAUACUGAGGAUGAUAAACCCGUCUCAACAUAAAAGAUAUAUUUCUGGAAACAAAAUAUCAAUACUAGUAUAGAUGAAGAGUCUUGAUUGCAGGAAAUUACUAUUUAUUGUUGUAUAUAAUUUACUUGGAAUCUGUAAAAGUCAUUUUCAACAAUACCAAAUACAUUUCCUUGUUGGUUUUAAUGUUAAAAAGAGCUUUAUAUGUUAAAGAUUUUAUGUAUACACAUACAAACUAGUAUGUCAUUGUUUUUAAGCAUUUUAGCAUAAUGUUUGGAAUGCUUUAAUGAGUGUGUGUGUGUGUGUGUGUGUGUGUGUGUGUGUGUGUGUGUGUGUUUUGAAAAGAUGAAGUGUAAGUAAAGUUUGAAUAUGAAUUCACCAAAGUGUUUUUCCACCUUUAUUAUAUACAAAUAUAUUCUAAGAUACUGAUAUUCACAGCUAACAGAAAAAAGAGUCUUUCAUUCGCACUUGUGCCUUAAUAUAUCUGUAUUUUACUGUAACACCAGAAACUAAAUGAAAAUGUUAUUUUCUCUGUAAAUUUUUAUGAAAAAAUAUUACGCUUAAGAGGUAAUAGUGCCUACUGUGCAAUAUGUGAAAGUACCUGUGGAUUAAGCCAAAUUAUUAAAUAUUUUAUAAUAACUAAAAUCAUAAUUUUGUAAGUGACUGGGAAUGUUAACCAAGAAAAAUUAUUUCUUGUAGAACUGCUGUCAUAUGUGCGACUUAUUAAAUUAUCAUCUUUGCUGUGAGGUCUUGCAUUAAGAGUGUAUGUAAUGUUAUUAGUGGACAAAAAUGUAUAGAAUUAUAAAACAAAACAGCCUUAGGUACUUAUAUUGUCUUCAGUCAUCAUUGUCAUUCUUGUACAAAGUUUUUUGUACUGUUCAAGUAGCUAAAUAUCAAAAAAUGUUUUAUGUGUUAGUUGACACAGACAUCAUCAAUUCGUACAUCCUUUAAAGGACAGGAGGGGUCGGAAGAAGUGGAAUGAUUUAAUAAGAAUCCAAUACUUGGGGUGAACAGACAUACAAUGGAACAGGAUAAAUAAAUUAAAAAGGACAUUCCCUUUAGUUUAAGAGAUGAAGGAAUACCUAAUUCCAAAAGCUAAAGUUUAUGUUGAUUUUUAUUCAUAUCUGUUGUUCCUGCCAUCUGAUGUGUAUUACUUGAGAAGACCUACUGAAGUCCUUGUCAGAGUGCAAGCACCAUUGUGUUUACAUUUGAGAAAGGAAUAGCAACAGCAUUACACUUCAUUAUCCGUACAACUGAAGUACCUUCAUGCACUUCACUCAUAUCUGCCAACAAUUAAAUAUUCCUCACAACUUUCUCUUUGGUAUUUCUUAUCCCACACUGCCACUUCAUCAGCGUUUAUUCAUGGUAUAACAUUUUAAAAUCCAUUUCUUGUCCAAACCAUUGUUCAUUUGAAUGUAAAUCCAUUUGAAUAAAUAUCUGCUGUAGUAUACCAUUUUCACAACUAUAUUUUGAUGUUCACGCAUCAUGACUCAUAGUAUCCAGCAAAUUUAAUACCAAACUGUCUAGAUAAAAUAACAUACUAUCUUUCCUUGUUUGAAGCCCAGUUCUGUGCAAAAAUCUGAGGCAUUUCCACAGAGCUCAUAUUUAAUUACACUGCUUAUAGUGUUACAAAAUUUGCCAUUUAAUAUCACAGUUAUGCAUAUUUGAGCAUAUUGCAUAUACUUCUUUGGACUCAGUACUCGAAUCCUGCUUCUUUGAUAUUACAUCCCUCCUUCUGUAAUUUUCACAGCUUUGACCUCUUCAACUUUAACAUUUUGGAAGCACAUUUCCUCACCUUCUCCACUAGAGCUGUCAUUAUUUUUUCCUUCUCAUCAUCAAAUAAUACAAUGACAGUAGUAGAAAGCCUGUCCAUAUACAUAUUUCUACAGUCAUUUUCCUGCAUGUUUCAAGGAAUCUGCUUUCAGCUGGAACAUCACAGAAUCAUAAUACUUCAUGCUUUAUCAGGUACCACAGUCCACUUUAUCGAUAAAUAGAAAAAGAAUAUAUUUUAUAUUAAUUUGAUUAUAGCUCCUUUUUGGAGAUAUUUUUGUUUAGAGAUGCUAUUGUAAUAAGGUUGAUAUGAAUUUGAUUGGUGUUUGUGAAAUUAAAAAUGUAAAUACAGAAUGAUAUUUACUUUACAGCUGUUAUUGGAAAGGUCUAUAUAUAAAAAUAUUUUUAGAUCUAUUGAAGUGCGUGUAAUCUGUAUUAUACACAGUGGAAUACAGUAAUUGUUAUAACAUCUGCAAUUGAAAUGACAUUCACACCAAAUAUUGUCCUGUUAGUGUGUUUAAUUUUCAUAUUUUGUAGCUGUACAUAUAUUGCAUUAUAUGUCAGUGUUUGCUGUUUGUACUUUUUUGUGAAAAAUGUGAUUGUAGAUAUACAGUUGCAAGUUCCUUGUCACGCUAGUCAAUUUUAGUCAAAGCUGCCACACUGUGAACUUUAGUGCAAGUCUUUGUCCCUCUAACGGGAGUAUUCAUUAAUAGAUAUGUAUCAAGAAUCAGUGCCUUAUAAUGUUUUAGCUAAAUGACUGAAACAAAAUAUAAUGAAUCCUAGUCUGAUUUAUUAACACCAUUGCAUGUUAUUUCUAGACACUGCACUCUGUGUACUAUAUAUUUCAAGUGUUGCUCAGUUUAAUUUUAUUGUCGCUAAAGUUUGUAUUACAUAUGUUGUUAUACAUGAGCUUUAUGUGUUACCUGGAGAAAUAUCUUCUCUGCAGAAGCAUCAGCCAUGUAGCUAAGGUGGUAGAGUGGCUGGGAAUUAUAUCACACUUCUAUUACUUCAUUUAGAUUUGAAGUACUUGGCCAGAAACGGCUCCAGGAAGACCUGUGGUCAUAUAAGCUUCACUUCAUACAAAUAGAUUUUUGCUUAUUACUUGAUGUGCCACAGGUUUUUGUACCUGGUUACCAAUGUGAGACAUAAAUUGAGACAUUGGCUUGCACAAUCAAUGUCAAAUACUAUGUUCAUUGUUUAUUUUUUAGAAAGUCACCACAUUAAUUAGAGUUGUAUUUUACUCAUUCUCUCUAUGAUCACAGUUUCAAUUUGUGCUGUAUAUUAUUUUAUUAUGGUGUAACAGUGUGAAUUAUCUCUAGGUUCUGUAAGUAUAUGGAGGAAUCAGUGUGAAAUUGGGUUCUGAGGCUAAGUUCUAUAUGCUUUACUGUCUGCAGAAACUAUCUCUGUGCAUCCCCGGAAGAUACUUCACUUAUAUUACAAAAAUAUAAAUUAGAGGUAGCUAUGUUCCUUGAAUAGUUGUUUCAUGAUAUUUGACUGAAAAACAGGUUUAUUAUCUUUUAAAACAAGAAGGAAAAUUAUCUUCCCUUUAGCUAGUCUAAUAGUUGGCUGUUACACUUAAUAAUAAUGAAAGUAGAAUUGUAAACUAUAAAUAAAAGUAGUUAAAUGGGCUUUCAGUUUAUGACUACUCCACAUUAAGAAUAGAGAGCAAGUACUUUAAAGUACUUGAAGCAUAUUAAAGUAGUGCACAGUCAUAUUUCUUUCUGUACUUACUGGUGUCUUUUAUCCAUGGUAGACACAGUACCUAGCAAAGUGACCUUUAUGUUUUCUCUUUUCUAAGAGUCUGCCCCUCCCCAAUUGGUGUUGAUUCUGUUUCAUCUUUAACUGCCAUGGAAAUUUUGUGAAUUACAUCAGUGGUCCACCUUACCUCUUCAAAUCCAUCUACAACCUUUAUUAUUAUUAUUAUUAUUAUUAUUGGUAUUGUUAUUAUUAUUUUGCCACAUUGUGCAAGAUGUUUUUAAUGCCACAUGUAAUAUUAAAAUUAUUUUUAUUAUAAUAACUGCUGUCACUGUUACCCUCCACCCUCUACCACCGCUACAACUACAAUUGACAAUGGACAUAGAGUUAUGUGCAACUGCGGGACACACUUAGACUUGAGAUUGACGAAAAAAAAUUGCUAACAAUUGAGAAGAGAACCUGUGAUAGUAUUCAAAGUUGCAUGAAUUUUUAGGUUCAUAAUGUUUUUUAUUAGUCACAUACGGUACAUCAAUACAUAUUAAAGUCAAUAAAUUGCUAAUUGUUACUCUGCUUCCAUACAAAUGUUUCCUUCAGAUACGUACUACAACUACAAUGCAUAGCAACAAUUUCGAAUAUAUCCCCAUAAAAUGUGAAUAUACAAUUCAUCUUCAUUCUGAAAGACCUUAUCCUUGAUUGAUUAUCAGUUUUUUUUUUUUUUUCUUUUUCAUUUAGUGAAUUUGUCUCUUCUACACGUCUGUCACCAAAAUAAGCAUGGUUUCUUUAAUAUUUGGCUUAGUUCUCAGUGAAAUAUGCUAUGUACUGGAAAAAAGGCUUUGUUGUCAUGUCAUUUUACUUGUACUUCACAUUUAAAAUCUUUGAUCUCGUUUUCCUAGUUGCCACCUUUUUUUUAAUUUCUUUGUCACUUUUUUCUAAACGACAUCUGAUCAUGUUCUAUAGACCUUUUUUUAUCUUUGAAUAUAGGUACACUCAAUUAGAUUCAGUUUGCACAUCUGCUUCAGACUUUACUUUCCUGUUUCAGAGAAACAAAAAAAAGCUGUAACAGUUUCUAAAGUUGGCUAAAUGUUGAAGAUUUCUUACAAUACACAUUGUGUAUGUUUAAAUUUUCCUGUGUAGUGAUACAUGUCCAUUUCACACAUGCAGCUUUAUAAUAUUUCAAAUUAUUAUUAGUGGUGUUCACUUUCAGAGCAGCAGAUUCUAGUCAGAAAAUUGUUGCAUCAUUGUGUGAAAUUGUCAAAAUUCUACUAAUUGCUUCCUUACAUUUAGUUUAAUUUCUUUCAUAGUAUUUGCAGAAAAGAACUUCAUGAUAAUUUGUUCCAUAAGUAACUGUUUGUUGUAAUGUAGAUAACUGCAUUGUCUUUGAUGAGCAAUGAGAAAAACAGUUACAAGUCACUGAGUAUUUACAGACAUGUUAUAUACAUAUAUAAUGGACCAUGAUUUUUGUUUUCCUAGGUAAAGACAUUCCCAUGAUGGACAGUUGUACAGUUUUCAAAUUUGAAUCAAGGUUGAUGGCAAUAAAGAAAUGUGAAACAGGAGAGAAUAAAUACAGGUGAGGGGUGUUAAAGAGAAGGAAGAGACCUUUUUACUACAUGGAUCUCCAUCUCCCUCCACAUUGUGAGCAACAUAACUAGUGAUAUGUCUUCCCACCUUUCAAGUAGUCAAUUUUAACAAAAAAUCAAAGUUAUAUUUAGAGUCAUUCAGUAUUUUUCAUGAGCAGUGAAAACUUAUGAGGAUUAAGGGUUAUUUAAAUUAUAUUUCUAGAGAAGAGAUUGAUAUCGUGUAAGCUGAAAAUGAGUUACAUGUCUUCCUCACAUAUUAUAUUAAUUACAUAAUACAUACAUAUGUAUAAUUUUUAGAACUUUGUUAAUUUUAACUAGUACUUGUAUUGUUACGAAUUCUGCAAAUGCAGGAAGUAUCUUAUUAUAACACAGUGAAUAGCUGGUUCUGGUAAAAUUCAUAUUUAGUUGUUCAUGCUUUGUGUAUGCUUAAAAUUAAGCCUCAAAAGUUGUAGUUUUUAUUGCAAUUUAUUAUUCUUCACUACCAGUCUUGUCAAUCUCAGCUGCUUUAGAAGGUUGCUCCCUCAUUUAUGCAAUUUGCAUAGUACUAAUUUCUCAUAAUGAGAUAUCAACACGAACAUUCUAAAACAAAGUUAGUAACCUAUGACUUGUGUGUGGCCUAACAAAAGUAACUAUAGUUUACAUGACCCACAAUAUGCUCAGUUGCUCACAGAUGACUACAGGGAAAAACUAGAAACCAAUAUUCCUUGAUUUAUUAAUCAAUUUUUGUGCAUUACAGUGUUAGCCUCUUCAGAAUUUGUAUAUAAAAAUGGAUACAAACAUAUGGAGGUGCUUGGGGCAAACAUAUAACAGACGGAAGAUAUAUCAAAUAAUUACAGCUAAGACACAUGUAGCAAAAUGGAGCCAUACGGUACACGAAAACUAGAAACAUCCAAAUUUUACAAAAUAUAUCUACUUCCCUGGUUGAGAUAAAAAGCAGAGGAUUACAUAUUAACAUGGUCGUUUUGCGACAAACAUGUGCAGAUUGACAGAAUUCAAAUUGUGAGUACAGAGAGCAUCAUCACUAAGUGGUGCCACAGUACAGUCAUGCUGACAACCAGUGCAACCCAAGAAGAACAAGAAAAAUACAGUUAACUAUUUACAACUGUAAAAUAAGAUGUCAGUGACAUUGUAUAAUCUGUAUGAAUAAAAUGAAACUAGUGCAAUGGCGAAAAAGUUAAAAUAAUUUAACAUAUGGCAAACAAUUGGCCAAUGUCUGAAACAUUUAUGAAAAGAAAUACUUUAUUACUAAGUAGCAUAUGUACAGUGAAUAGCUUCAGAAAUGUCAAUUGUCAAAUUAUGAUAACAAUAAUAAAAAGCUACCUCAUAUACAGCCACACAUACAAACUAAUAAUACCAUUUAAAAUAUAACUGGAUAGCAGUAUUAAAACAAUAAUAAAAUUUAUCAAACUGUAAAUACAAAUACAUCAAAGUUAGAGGUAACAGAGUAACUUUAAAACAUAUCUGAAUACUUUGAAUUUUUUUGUACCACUUUUUUAAUUUAAUUUAAUUUUUAUAUAGAUAUGCCCUAGAGGGAGGGGAGGAGGACAAAGAGAUGAGGGAGGUAUAGAGGGAGGUGUGUAUGUGGGGGGGGGGGGGGGGGGGGGAUGGGUAGGUGAUGGGCAAGUAAUAACAAAAGAUUGUGGUUAUAUCAACAACAAUUGUGAGUAGAAUGCCCAUAAAAUAUAACAACAGAAACCAUGACAGUUCUGUACGCUAGCUGUACGUGCCUCCACACAUUUGUAUUAUAGUUGUAUUUAUUUUUUAUAUAGAGAUUCUGGCGAUGACUAACACCAAAAUGUGUGGAAAUGGAUAAAUAAAUGAGAAAUAUUGUUUUCUAAAUGUUUGUGACCAGUAAAUUGCAGACUGCAUAAAUUAUUCGCCAUAGUCACCUCCAUGCUGGUUACCUUUAUGACACAUUUUCAUUGUUAAAAGUAAAUAUGUUUGGGAAUGACUUUUUGUUUAUUAAAAUACAUUUCUGUUUUAUUUGUCACCACAGUUUUGAUCCGGAUAGUCUGAAUAGUAUUUUUCAGGCAUCGUAAUUUUUUUUCUGUAGUGGAUAAUGCAGAAGAAGAAGAGAGAAUGUAUGUCAUAAUCACACCCUCUUCCAAAACUGAAUUCAUGGAAGAGUUCCAAAAGCAUUUUUAAUAUACACUGUGAGUGGAAAGUGGCUUAAGAUAAAGGCUAUAAGAACUACAACGAGACAUGUUGUUUGGGAUUUGUGAACUUUUCUUAUACCUUACCAUUUGUUUUGAUGUCCAUAUAUUUUAACUGUAUAAAAAUGUUUAUAGCCCGAUUUUGUAGUAUACUCUUAUCCUUUUAUCCCUUUUAUGAUCCUACUUCCCAGUGACUACUAUCUGAUGCUGUUAAAAAAAACCAAACUACUUGAGUGAAUGAAAGUAAUUGUGUAUUUAAUAUUUGUAUUUUCUAAAAAACAUGUUCUGUUGAGGAAUUGUUUGAGUGGAAACAAAUAACAAAUUCACUUACAUGGUGCACUUUUACAGGGGGGGGGGGGGGGGGGGGUGGUCGUUUAUGAAAAUGUAGUCCACAAUAUCUCAGGAAUAAAAACAAUUUUUUUUUGUUCCACUGGAGCUAUAUAAUGUAAUCAUAAGUGACAUUAAAGCUUUGAUAAGUCUGCUUCCAUUGUACUACCACAGCAACAUUCAAGAGCAUGUUAUCUGUUUGCUAUAACUUAGAAGUUUAAACUGACCAAGUUCAGCUUUUUCUUUCAAAAAAUUAUCAAGAUUUUUUAGGUUCUAGAAUGUCCAAAACUGUCUCCGUCCGGUCAUUUAGAUUUAGAUGAUGUGUGGUUUCCAUAAAUGGCUAAAGGCAAAUGGAGUGGAUUCUUUGAAAUGGAAAUGGUUGCUUUUCUUCCCUUUCCUUGUUUGCUUAUAUUGUGAAUCGUGGUUUAAUUGUCUCAUAAAAUACAUAAUCUUAAUUAUUAUUUAUUCAUCAUCUUAGAAUGGCCAAAACCACCUUAAUGGAAAUAAUGACAGUGACAUGAAGGAAAGUGAUGACAUUGCAUAAUAAAAAUGAGUAGCAUGUAAUAAAGUGAAUGUGUUCCAGCAGUGAAGACAGCCCAUUUUGCUGAGAUACUGAAUUGUCAGAAAUAACAAAUACUGUUUUGUGUUCAUUUUGUUAUAACUCCAUUUGUAAGGCAACUUGAAAAUCAGUUUUAAUAAAUAUUUGUAGAGUCAGCUGUAAGAGCACAGGCUUGAAUCUCUUUCAUUAUAUCUGUUGCAACAAACUUGGUUAGUGAGUUACUAUUAUUUAUUAUAUGUGGCCUGUCUUAAUUAAUUGGUAACUCAGUUUUUACAGAUAUUUUUGUUGUGUGCAUGCAUAAAAAUUAAGAGUGUAGAUGUUACAAUAAACAGAAAGCUAGUUUUAAAAAAUUGACACAGUGAGGAAAUUGUAUUCAAAUUACCUGGUUAAGAAUCCAGCCGUUUGUUGUGUUAUUCCACGUCUCUUUGCAGUUGUUGCAGUUCACAGACUAAGCAGAAGUACUAUUUUCAAAUGACUUUGCCAUGAAUCGAUAUGUAACAUCAAAAAAGAAUGUUUUUAGUUCAAGCUUCAUCUGCUUGACAGAGAUUGGUUUCACUUCUUAAUGUUUUUCAUUUCCCUGUCAAGCUUUAUAUUACUUCACUGUAUGUUUAAACAAGUUACUAUGUUUUUAUACAAUUUGUUAAUUAUCUCACAAUAUAAAAACCAAUGUGUUUUGUCAUGAUGACUUGCAAUGAAUUAAAUAUGCAUAACCAACCACAUUACACAAAAAUGUUGUUUUCUAAUCACCAGCUUCAUAUUAUAUCAUUGUCUGUGGCCUACAGCCAAACAAAAGAGCUGAACCUUCAAGAAGAACGUAAGUGUGUUGGAGGCCUCAUUCAGGCAUUCCAACAUCUGCCAAGAUAUUACUAGAUGCUCUUUUUCUCAGUAAACUAAUCAUACCAGAUGAGAAUAAAAUAAACUUCUCUAGUAAUAAUAAUCAUGCAUUUGUCAACUCUUUCCUGUAUUGUUAUCCCAAGAAAUAAAAUGAAUAUUCCAUUCUCGGUAUGAUUGCAGAAAGGUAGGAGCUCAGAAAUGUAGGAGAAGAGUAUUGUUAGGUUCUUGAAUUGGUUCAAAGAGAAGCCAAGACAAUCUGUCAAGCUCAAGUCCUGAAGUAUGUAGGAAGUUUCAUGAUUGCAGAAGUUUCUGGUAGACAUGAAAGGGAUUGCGAGAGAUGAGGGGGAAAGAUAACUCUUUGGAAAUAGGAAGUUAUACAAAGAUUGUUUUUGUGAUUUAUAUUCAUAAAUGAAUGUGUACCUGCUGUAUCCAUUUGCUGUUUGUAUUUGUGAUGUGUUGUUGGCACUGGUAUCUGGUUGUGUUGAUAAAGGACAAAGUAUAUUUUAGUUUUAUGUCUUGAAGAGAAUUAAUUCACAUUUAUUUGUCUUUUUAACAGUGUGUAAACAAAUUGAUGCUGUUAAAUUAUGCAAAUAUGUGUAAUGUGUCUAUUGAUUUCAAAAUAUUUUAUUGUGUGCAUUGUGGUGAUGGUUUUGUUUGUGCUUUCUAUGCAGUUUCAGUACUUUGUGUCAAGACAUGUACUUAAUUUGUGUGUACUUCAGAGUUUGCUUACAUGUCUGUACCUGAAAAAUACAGAAAAAGUUCAUAACCUGUAUAUUUGAGAAAUGAAAUCUUCAUUGACUGAGUAUGUACCAGUUGUAUAGAACUAUUACAGCUUCUAUGGGAAGGGAUUAUGAUACAUUCAAAAUUAGUUACAUACUUCAUUACUACCUUUAUGCCUACCUCAUGUAAUUAAAAAUAAAUUUUAAAAAUUGUUGAUGUAUGGGAAUGUUGAAAGAUAUACAAAAAAGACAUUUGCCUGGUGUACUGCCUGUCAGCUUGAAUGUAACAACAAAAAUGUUUACCAUAUUUUUGUGUUGUUUUUUCCCUAUAUUGUGAGAGUGCAGUGCACUACAGUAAUAACUGUAAACUGUUUUUGGUACAUGUAUGACAAUCUUCCAAAUAAGCCAUUAAAUAUUUGUUUGCUUUA
Molecule: messenger RNA, 12047 nt
Organism: Schistocerca gregaria
Lineage: Eukaryota; Metazoa; Arthropoda; Insecta; Orthoptera; Acrididae
Product: protein abrupt-like
Exons: 5
Coding region: 582-2021 (479 amino acids)
Biological process (GO): regulation of transcription by RNA polymerase II
Cellular component (GO): nucleus
Molecular function (GO): protein binding
Source: RefSeq, a predicted model, not a curated record